Zerene cesonia (dogface butterfly) is the source of this 993-nucleotide messenger RNA. RefSeq names its product protein starmaker-like (gene lds). Lineage: Eukaryota; Metazoa; Arthropoda; Insecta; Lepidoptera; Pieridae. Bases 1 to 993 code for a protein of 330 amino acids. The record is from RefSeq and is a predicted model, not a curated record. The transcript has 4 exons.
AUGGAAAACUCUUUCUUUGAAUAUCGAGACGAAACUAAUGGAGAUGGAGAAUCCAGUUGUGAAAUCGACGACAGUAUUAUGGAUGAAUCCUUUGCUCCGAAGAAGACACCAGCGAAGAAAAAUGUAACUGUCUUUGUACCUGAAUCCGAUGAUUCAGUUUCUGAGGAUUUAAAGAAGAGGCCUAGUGUUGCAUCAGCAUUUGCCACACCAAAGAAAGUAAUUUUAAGUUCAUCUGAGGAUGAAGCCAAAAUUAGUUUAUCUUCUGAUACAAAAUCCCUUAAAUAUGACACGAGUAACAUGAGUUACGAGAGUAUUAAUAGCGAUGGAAGUAAUGAUGACUCUGAUGAAGAUGAUGAUUAUGAAGAAAGUGAUAAGGAAGAAGCCAAAAUUAAUGAUAGCAAAGUAGAUAAAAUUAGAUACAAUAGGUCUAACAAUGAUGACAAAGAUCAAGACUUCAGUAAAAAUAAAAAUAUUGCUAAUAUAAGUACUGACAAUGUCAAUAAUCAAACACAUAAUGACGUAUAUAGUACAGACUCAGAUGCAUCUGUUGAUUAUGAUAAUGAUAAUGAAAAUUAUAAAAGUAAUGAUCAUAGCGACAUUGCAGACAAUAAACAGAAAAGGCGAUUUAAAGGCAGUGUACAAAAUACAGAUAAUGACACAGUUGGGACAGUAGAUUAUGACGAAAACGCCAAGAAUACGAAUGAGAAUGUACCUGACGAAAAUAUUAAAGAUAAAGAUGUUAAAAGCAGCGUAAACAGUAACGACAAUGAUACAGACGGUACAGAAGAUUACGAUUAUAGUAAAGGUGAUGAAGCGAAAGACAAAAGCAAUAAGAGUGAUGAUGAUUUUGAAAACGAUGAUCAAAUGUUCAUGUCGCGAGCCACGCGUAUGAGUAUCAUGGGUAUUGUGCCCAAGGUUCACGAAAGUGACGAAUCAGAUUAUAUUCAAUCGGAUAAUGUGAUCACGUCCAAGUUCCUCCGCAAGUAUGGGUGA